Molecule: messenger RNA, 1404 nt
Organism: Scleropages formosus (Asian bonytongue)
Lineage: Eukaryota; Metazoa; Chordata; Actinopteri; Osteoglossiformes; Osteoglossidae
Product: matrix metalloproteinase-19-like
Exons: 9
Coding region: 1-1404 (467 amino acids)
Biological process (GO): proteolysis; collagen catabolic process; extracellular matrix organization
Cellular component (GO): extracellular matrix
Molecular function (GO): zinc ion binding; metalloendopeptidase activity
Source: RefSeq, a predicted model, not a curated record
AUGGGUCUCCUGCUUCCCACGAUGCUGUUCUCCAUCACACUGUGCGCGUUGUCCGCCGUCACAGACAGGCGCGAACUCAUCGAAGUCACGGCUUACUUGAAACAGUUUGGCUACCUGCAGACCACACUGGACAUGAACGGUCAGAACUAUGGCCCCGAGGACAUUGCGCAGGCCCUCAGGGUUUUUCAGAAGGUGACAGACCUCCCUGUCACAGGUAAGGUUGACGCAGCAACGUUAGCAAUGAUGAGACGGCCUCGCUGUGGCAUGCAGGACUCCUUCAACCACAAUUUCCACAAAUACACAGUGAUUGGGCGUUGGCGUAAGAAGAACCUGACCUACCGCAUCCUUAAUUACACUCCUAACAUGGGCUUAACCAAAACCCGCACCGCCAUCCGAGAUGCCUUCAGAUACUGGAGCGAAGUCACCUCGCUGAGUUUUCGUGAGGCGCUCGAUGGGAGUGCUGACAUCAAGAUCCUGUUCCACACAAAGCGAGGCAUCUGUCCUGUUUCUUUCGAUGGGCGAGGUGGGGUGCUGGCUCACGCCGAAGCCCCGGAGUCAGGGAUUGUACAUUUUGAUGGGGAUGAAUUCUGGACAGAAGGCACAUAUGAUGGCACCAACCUGCGUAUUGUUGCUGCCCAUGAGAUUGGCCAUGCCCUGGGCCUGGGACAUUCACGGUACAGCAGCGCUAUCAUGGGGCCCGUCUACAAUGGGUACCGUUCCAAACUCCAGCUGCACCCUGAUGACGUGCAGGGCAUCCAGGCAUUGUAUGGGAAACCAACAGCAAAUCACAUACCGUCCCAGCAACCUUCCUUUGCAGAGGGACAGGGGAAACAGCCCGAUCCCUGCAAGGCCAGCUUGGAUGCCAUCAUGCUAGGGCCAUUCAGAAAGACGUACGCGUUCAGCGGGGACUUUGUGUGGACAGUGUCCGACAAAGGAUACAACACCCCGGUGAGGAUUAACCAGGUGUGGAAAGGGUUGCCUGGAAACCUCGAUGCAGCUGUCCACUCUCAGAGAACGGGCAAGACCUACUUCCUUAAAGGUGAUAAAGUCUGGAGAUACACCAGCUUCCAGCUUGACCACGGCUACCCCAAGAAGCUGACCAACAUUCCUUCCAAUAUCAACGCAGCCUUGUACCUCGAGGCAACAAAAAAAAUAUACUUCUUCAAGGGCUCAGAGUACUGGCAGUGGGAUGAGCUGGACAGCACGAGCCUCUGGGGAUACCCAAGGCCCAUCUCCCAGCUCUUCAAAGGGCUGCCAGCCAACCUCGAUGCAGCUCUUUCCUGGACAAAUGGAAGAACCUACUUUUUCAAGGGUGACCAAUACUGGAGAGUCAGCAAACAGCUGGUUGCAGAGAGUGGAUAUCCGCUCAACAUGCAGGAGCACUGGAUGCAGUGUGACGAUUAG